Messenger RNA from Drosophila innubila, 947 nucleotides. It is a transcript of the gene Rpn12, whose product is annotated as 26S proteasome non-ATPase regulatory subunit 8. The transcript has a single exon. The coding region runs from base 95 to 889 and encodes 264 amino acids. Gene Ontology annotation, cellular component: nucleus; cytosol; proteasome regulatory particle, lid subcomplex. The record is from RefSeq and is a predicted model, not a curated record. Gene Ontology annotation, biological process: proteasome-mediated ubiquitin-dependent protein catabolic process. NCBI's taxonomy places the organism in Eukaryota, Metazoa, Arthropoda, Insecta, Diptera, Drosophilidae.
UGGUAAAAAGAAAGAAGAGGAAGCGCAAAAACGAAAAUCAUUCUCAAUUCGCUGCUUGUGUUUUUGUUUCGAAUCGUAAUUAUUGUGUAAAAAAAUGGCUACAGUUGAGACACUCUACAAGGAACUGACCGUUGAGUGGGCAAAGCGGCCGCCAAAUACGCCCAAAUGUGGCCAGUUGCUGGAUCAGCUGAAAGUGGCGCUGGUCAAGUUGAGUUUUCUGCCCACCGACGGCGCCGAUGCCCUCAACUCCAAGAAGCAGUUGUUGUUGGCGCGUUCCGUGCUGGAGAUUGCCGUGGAGCACAGUGUGCUCAGCAAGGAUCUGCUUGCAUUCGAGCGCUACAUGUCACAGCUGAAAUGCUACUACUACGAUUAUGCGAGAAUCAUCGGUGAAUCGGACAACAAGUAUAAAUUGCUGGGACUUAAUCUCUUGUAUCUGCUUUCUGGGAAUCGUGUCUCUGAUUUUCACACCGAACUCGAGCUACUCUCGGUGGACAUAAUACAAAACAAUCAGUACAUUAAGCCGAUUCUGGCGCUGGAACAAUAUAUCAUGGAGGGACGCUACAACAAAAUCUUCCAGGCCAAAUCCUCAAUGCCCGCCGAGGUCUACAAUUAUUUCAUGGAUCUGCUCGUGGAAACUGUGCGCGAUGAAAUCGGUGCCUGCAUUGAAAUGUCCUACGAAAAGAUAUCGGCUAAAGAAGCCGCCAAACGUCUGAAUUUGAAUGUACCCAACGAGAUCAAGGCAUUUGGCGAGAAGCGACAAUGGAAACUGGAGGGCAAUGGAAACUAUAGUUUUACAGAUCGCAGCAUUAAACCGAAGGAACUGCUGCCAUCUGAGGAGCUGGCCGAACAGGUGUUGAGCUAUGCCCGCGAUCUGGAGAUGAUAGUUUAAGUGCUAAUCAUUGUAAUUCUAAUAAAUAAUAAAGUAAAUCAACAAUAGUUUGUGGAAA